CUUAAAAAGUCACCUUGUAAUUUUUAAAUGUCUUUUCCAUCCUACAAAUAAUAUAUUUUCAUUAUAACAUUUCAAUUUUUUUAAACAGAAGGGUGCUGGCUGACUAUUGGUUGUCAUUAGUAUAAUCGAAUUUCAAAAUAGUUAUAAUCAGCAAAUUCAACUCUACAGUCUUUAUUACUCGCUGGAUAUUUUUAUUAUAAGUAUGAAGCUUCGCAAACCAGAUGAAGGUUGGGCAUGGAUAUUUUUGGCAGCUUCAUUUUGCUGCUCUGUUCUUGUGAUUGGAAUGAUAAUGGGAUCGUCUGGAGUUUUAUUUUUUGCCAUUACAACAAAAUUCCAUGUACCACGUCGACAGUCUGCAUGGCCAUUUACCGUUAGAAAAUUUUCUAGUGCAAUUUCAGCCCUGUGUACUGGAUUUCUGUCACAUUUCAUAAAACUCAAAACGUUAGUAUUUAUCGGAGUAACCAUUAGUACGAUUGGAUUAGCAGGAUGCUAUUUUAUUUCUAGUAUUCUUGCAAUUUCUAUACUGUAUGGAGCGUUAUUAGGAAAGUACAGAUUUGGAGUUGGUAUGAUUAAUAAUGUCAAUAUCAUUAUGGUAAAUCGAUGUUUUAAAAAGUACAGAACUGUAGCAGUAGGUGUUGUAUAUGCAGGCGUAUCUACAGGAGAAAUUAUAUUUCCUAUAAUAAGCUCUAUUCUAAUAGAUACAUAUGAGAUACAAGGAUGCUUUCUUCUGUUAUCGGGAUUUCUUAUGCAAGCAUUUGUGGCUAUUUCUUUAUACCCACACCCUCCACCUCUCGAACAAAGUAAAAAUGAAACAACCAACGAGAAAAAUGUCAAAAUAGUUACAGUUCUAUUAUCUUUUCUGGAAUUAUUUCGUACCGUAAUGUUUCACAUCAUCUGGAUUACAAUAGCUGUAUAUAGUUUAACUUAUAUUAUAUACUUCACUAUUGUAAUGGACUAUGCAAUCGAUUGUGGAAUAUCUAAAAGUACUGCUAUUUAUAUCCCUUCUACUAUUUCCAUAACUGUACUUUGUGGACGAUUAUGCUGUGGAUGGUUAAUAGAUUUAAGAUGGAUGAAUAGGAAAACAAUGGUAGCAUUGGCAUUUUUCCUGCAAGCGUCAACAUACGUCAUAAUUCCAUUUUGGAAAACGCAAAUCGCUUUCUUCGUAACAGCCUGUUGUAUUGGAUUUACAGUCAGUUGUUUGAGUAUAAAUGUUUCUCCAUUAUACACUGAUUAUUUAGGAUUAAAAAAUCUUCCAUUGGGAAUAGGAACAGGAAAAGCAUUGAACGGUUUCCUUCAUUUUUCUUCACCAAGUAUUUUAGGCUAUUUCAGAGAUGUCGGAGGAAAUUACGAUGCGAUGUUUUUUUAUUUCGGAGGAGUUUGUCUAAUGGCUUCUGUUACGUGGUUAAUAGAACCGAUUAUUAUAAAAGUCACAACAAAAAAAUCCAUGGAACCACAAAACAGUACCUGAGAGUACUUUUAUCAUUUAAUUUCAUAUUAACAAUGUUUGCACGUAUCUGAAAUAUGUGAAAUUUCAUACAGAAGACCCUGUAGAAGGUAAGAUUAAAAUGAAAUUUCUGAAGACAUUUUAAUUAUUGUAUUUAAUGAAAAUAUUUAUUUAGGUUU
Molecule: messenger RNA, 1623 nt
Organism: Centruroides sculpturatus (bark scorpion)
Lineage: Eukaryota; Metazoa; Arthropoda; Arachnida; Scorpiones; Buthidae
Product: monocarboxylate transporter 9-like
Exons: 5
Coding region: 203-1468 (421 amino acids)
Biological process (GO): transmembrane transport
Molecular function (GO): monocarboxylic acid transmembrane transporter activity
Source: RefSeq, a predicted model, not a curated record